Topomyia yanbarensis is the source of this 1508-nucleotide messenger RNA. RefSeq names its product zinc finger protein 239-like. Gene Ontology annotation, cellular component: nucleus. The record is from RefSeq and is a predicted model, not a curated record. Lineage: Eukaryota; Metazoa; Arthropoda; Insecta; Diptera; Culicidae. Bases 425 to 1213 code for a protein of 262 amino acids. The transcript has 3 exons.
GGUAAAUUGAUAUUAGAGUGUUUUAGUCCGAAUCGUUCAAAACAAACGAAGAUAUUUAAAAGUAAAUAUAAAAUAUAAAUAGAUAAAUAUUUACAACAGUCAGCAGGACUCCAUUCGUUUCAGAACUUACCAAGGACAAGUUAUUUUAAUUUACAGUGGUGAAACAAACAUCCAAAGUGUAUAUUAAAGCUAAUGUGUCUUAACUGGUGCGGUGCUCCAUCUAAAUUUCAGGAAGCCCUGCUGCUGCGUUGGUCCGGUUAGACGUCCACUGGUUUUCCUUCGGUGAUUCCUUGCGGGAAGAAGUUCGGAUAGUUCAGGCCCCAGAUAUAUAAAUAGGAAUACAAUGUGUAUGCAGACGUACUGCAAGGCCCACCUCUGGAUCAAUAAUAGUUAAAAAAUCGUCUGAGAUCCCUCAGCAACGAAUAUGAAAUCGUCCAGCGUUAACGAGCACAAAUUAACAGGUGAUAACGCCCUCACAAGCCUGUCAGGAUGUGUGGAGAUCAAGAAAGACUAUUCAGAAAAUAUAUUUUCCGCAGAGGACCUAGAUACGAACAAAAAAGUUUUGAAGCCAGCUGCACCAAAGAGACGUUGCCACAAGUGCGAAACCUGCGGAAGAGUCUUUUCCCGGAGCGACAACCUAGCUCGCCAUAUACGAACGCAUUCCAGCGAGCGACCGUACAAGUGCGAUGUAUGUGGCAAAGAAUUCAUUGAAAUUAGCCGAUUAAACCAUCACAACCGUACUCACACUGGCGAACAGCUACAGACCUGUGAGUUGUGUGGCAAAAAAUAUACUAGAGCAGCCGAAUUCUUGCGACACCAGCGUACUCAUACGGGUGAACGACCCUUUAAAUGUGACGUCUGCGGGAAAGAUUUCAUCGAAAGUAGUAACCUGGCCCAGCAUCGGUUGAUCCAUACUGGAAAACGGGCACACAAAUGUACUGAUUGCGGGAAGGAGUUUUUCCGAAGCAGUAAUCUGGCGGAACACAUUCGGAUCCAUACUGGCGAACGGCCGCACAAAUGCGAGUUUUGUGAUAAACAGUUUAAACGGAGCUCGGAAUUGACAAAACAUGCUCGGCAGCAUACCGGGGAGCGACCAUACACAUGCGACAUUUGCGAGAAGGAUUUCAUUCGAAGCUACCAGCUGACGGUGCACCGGAGGAAGCACCAGAUACAGGCAGUGGAAUCAGGUGUGUCGCAAUCGAUUAGGAGGUAGUAACAUUGUAUAUAUCUACUACGUGAAUCAGGGAGCUCUCUCAUGUGCAUCAUUUAAAGAUUAGACGGAAUUGGAUAGGACACACUUCUCACAAUUCGGCGUUUGGUGCUCAAACCGAAAGACUGUUUCGGGUUCUUUCUCAUCAGUGAACCAGUACUGUGCUUGCCUUCCGAGGCACAAAGGAAUACUGACAAAUAGGUGGUAAAUUCCAGCGUUAAUAUAAAUUAUGGAAAUGGAAAGGUGCGAAUGCAUAACAAUCGAUUAUAAUUACAAUGAUACUAAAUGAAUUUAUUCA